AUGGUCAUACAUAACUCUAGUCCUGGUAUGAAAGGAAAUAUUCGGUUAUUCUGGAACAAAGGUAUACAACAGCCUCAAGUUAUUUCAGUUUCUAGUCAGAUGUUAACUGUAAGUGUUGGUGAUGUGUUGGUGUCUGGUGUUCAUACACAUGUCAAAGUUAUUCAGAGAAGGUUUUUGUGGUCAGAAAUGAAGAUUAUAAGUGAUCUUAAUAAACCAUGGAUUAUUUUAGGUGAUUUUAAUGCAGUACUCACUCAAGAUGAGAAGGUGGGUGGUAAAGUACCUAACAGAAAUUCAAUAUUAGAAUUUAAUGAUUGUCUAAAUCAGUGUGAGUUAGUGCAAGCUCCCAAAACUGGAUUACAAUACUCAUGGUCUAAUUGUCAACAUGGAAGCAGGAGAAUUUUAUGCAAUUUAGACAUGGUUGUUUUUAAUCAAAAAUGGUUGCAGAUGUAUAGUGAUUGGGGGUAUAAGAUUGUCAUGAUAAUUGUCUCUGAUCAUGCACCUUUGUUAGGAGGAUGUGCUAAUAUUCCCAAACCAAAAAACACUCCAAGGAAAUUCCAAAAAAUAUGGCUCAAUCAUCCAGAAUUUAUGCAAGUUGUAUCAAAUUGUUGGUCUCAAAAUGUGGUAGGGGGUCCUGCUUUUCAGUUUCUACACAAGUUGAAGGAGUUAAAAAAGGUUCUCAACACAUGGAACUGGGAAGUCUUUGGUGAUGUUCAAGUAAAGAUUAAGGAAGCUGCAGAUAAAGUAAAUUUGGCAACUCAAAUUUCAGAUGCUAAUCCAUUUGAUGAGGAUGCUCUUGCUAAUUUAGUUCAAGAUCAAAAUGAACAUGCUAGUAGAGAAACUCAAGCCAAUACUCUAAUGAGGCAAAAAGCUAGAGUCAAGUGGAUAAAAGAAGGUUCAGCUAAUACCAAUUUUUUUCAUACUAAAAUGAAAAUAAGAAAUGCCAAAAACAUGAUUAGUGAGCUUGAAGACACUGAGGGUAAUAUAGUUGCAGAUCAAGACAAAAUAGCUGAAGCUUUGGUUGAUCACUUUCAAAAGAAGUUUGAAUUUCAGCCUAUUAGUGGAGCAGAAAAUUUGCUAGAUCUUAUACCAAAACUUAUUAUUGAAGAAGAUCAGCAAACAUUACAUAUACUUCCAGAAGAGGAGGAGAUUAAAGCUGCCAUUUUUGACAUGGAUCCAGAUAGUGCUCCUGGUCCCGAUGGUUUUUCUGGUAUCUUCUUUAGAAGUUGUUGGAACAUUAUCAAAAAUGACUUGGUAGCAACUAUCAAAUUCUGUUGGAGGAGAAGAUUUAUACCAAAAGGGAUGAACUCAAGUUUCUUAUUCUUGUUGCCUAAGACCUGA
Papaver somniferum (opium poppy) is the source of this 1338-nucleotide messenger RNA. RefSeq lists its product as uncharacterized. The record is from RefSeq and is a predicted model, not a curated record. Lineage: Eukaryota; Viridiplantae; Streptophyta; Magnoliopsida; Ranunculales; Papaveraceae. The coding region runs from base 1 to 1338 and encodes 445 amino acids. The transcript has a single exon.